Mizuhopecten yessoensis (Yesso scallop) is the source of this 3393-nucleotide messenger RNA. RefSeq lists its product as uncharacterized. The transcript is spliced from 2 exons. The coding region runs from base 1 to 3393 and encodes 1130 amino acids. Lineage: Eukaryota; Metazoa; Mollusca; Bivalvia; Pectinida; Pectinidae. The record is from RefSeq and is a predicted model, not a curated record.
AUGACAAGGUUCACAAGAUUUCAAGAUGAUCCGGUUACCUACACAGUUUGGAACAUAACCGAAGAAUUAGGAGUGAACCCGUUGGAAGAAAUCGAUCUGUUAGUCAAAUGGCUUGGACCCAAGUCCUCAAAGCAGGCAUUGAGUCUCCGUUCAGCUAAUGCCUACAACCCUGUUUGUGGACUACAUCGCAUAUGGGACAGACUGGACGCACGCUAUGGCACACCAGAGCUGGUGGAAUCAGCAUUGAGGAAGAAGAUAACAAGUUUUCCCAAGCUCACGAACAAAGACAACAAGAGGUUAUACGACCUCCUCGACUUGUUACUUGAAGUGGCUUCCCUGAAAGAAACGCCAGAGUAUAUGCCUCUUUUGGCUACCUACGACACUUCUCUUGGAGUAAACCAGAUUGUCAGCAAGAUUACUUAUUACCUCCAGAACCGGUGGAUGUCAAAGGCGGCGAAUUUCCACUCGGACCCGAUAGAAUCGAGAAAAGCAAAGGAAGACACCGUGGUCAAACAAAUCCGCACAAGAAAGACUAUCGUCGAUCAACCCUCGUCUGAACAACCUAGUGACAAAAGGUGUCCCCUGCACCCACAUUCAAACACUCAUUGCUUGGAUACCUGCAAAGAAUUCGCCAAAAGAUCCAUUGAUGAGAAAAGACAAAUUCUCAAGGACAACAGGAUAUGCUUUAGAUGUUGCGCAAGUGACAAGCAUCUGAUUAAAGACUGUAAAACUGAGGUUAAAUGUGCCGAGUGUAAGAGUCGGAAGCAUGUGACAGCUCUUCACAUUCAUAAGUCAGAGAAGUCAGCAAACAGAACGACACCUAAGCUAGAGGUGGUCAAGCAGCCAGACGCUGUAUCUGUGGCAAAGUCAGAUUGUAGUCCUACUGUUCCUGACGGCGGGGAGGACACAGAUGUCACCUGCAACUGUGCGCAACUCUGUGGUGCACACGGAGCAAGUAAAUCUUGUGCCAAAAUUGUGAAAGUAAAUGUCCAUCUUAAGGACAACUCUAACAGAACAAUGCAACUUUAUGCACUCAUAGAUGACCAAAGCAAUCGGUCCUUAGCCUCACCAGAACUUCUCGACAACUUCAAGGAUUUAACGGAGGCGGAAAGAAUCCAAUACACAUUGUCAUCGUGCGCAGGUACAGUUAAGACAACAGGGCGCAGAGUGAAAGGUUUGGCCGCAACAAGCAUGGAUGGCGAAACAACAUAUGAACUGCCUACUCUGAUAGAAUGUUCAGAGAUUCCGGCCAACCCGAGUGAGAUUCCCAUCCCAGAGACAGCAGCGAUGCACCCGCAUCUCAAGGAUAUUUCAGAUCAAAUACCACCCCUUGACACCACAUCUGGCAUACACUUGCUUUUGGGGAGAGAUGCCGUGGACAUUCAUCAUGUUCUAGAUCAGCGGAUAGGUCCAAAGGGAUCGCCAUUUGCUCAGAAGAUAGGUCUAGGAUGGGUGAUUAUUGGAGAAGUUUGCCUGAACAAGGUGCACACACCUAAUCUCGCCCUCAAUGUGAAUAAGACUUACACAGUGAAGGGACACGAUUCCAUAUUUGAACCGUGUCAGUACAACUUGUCUCUACGGGAGGAUGAUGUCAAGGACAAGCUGUUCGAGAGAACUAAGGAGGAUGACAAACCAGGGUGGUCUGUAGAGGACAGACUUUUUAUUGAGGUGAUGAACAGGGAGUUUUUCAAAGAUAAGCAAGGCUUUUGGUCGGCACCACUGCCUUUUCGCCUCCCAAGGAAGAUUAUGCCAAACAACAGGAGCAUGGCUUUACAGAGAGCCAAGGCGCUCCAAAAGAGUUUAAAUGACAACCCCGUCAAGAAACAACAUUUCGUCACCUUUAUGGAUAAGGUUAUCUCAUCAAGCGCAGCAGAAGUUGCACCUACAUCUGAAGGGGAAGUGUGGUAUUUGCCAAUUUUUGGUGUCUACAAUGCACAGAAACCUAACCAAAUUCGAGGAGUAUUUGAUUCGUCCGCGACAUUCCAAGGGACCUCCCUUAACGAUCAAUUGCUACCUGGCCCAAACCUUACAAACAACUUGAUUGGCCUACUACUACGAUUCAGGGAGAACGAAUUUGCUGCCGCUGCCGACAUAGAACAGAUGUUCUACUCAUUCCACGUGAAUGAAGGACAUCGAAACCUUUUACGCUUCUUCUGGUACAGAAACAACGAUCCCACUCAGGACCUUAUCGAGUUUCGUAUGAAAGCCAAUGUCUUUGGGAACAGCCCAUCACCGGCUGUAGCAGUAUAUGGUCUGAGGAAAAGUGUUGAGGGUGACGGCAUUGAUCAGGACGUUAAAGCCUUUGUCAAUCAGAACUUUUACGUCGAUGACGGAUUAGUCUCUUCUGAUUCCGAAGAAAGUGUCAUCAGUCUCCUGAAAAGAACUCAGAAUACACUGAAAGAGAAAGGAAAUUUGCGACUUCACAAGUUCAUUUCCAACAGCCCCAAGGUAAUGAGUUCCUUUCCUGCUCAAGAUCUCGGCAAAGAGAUGAAAAACCUGCAGCUGGACAAGGAUAAUCUCCCCACCCACAAGAGUUUGGGUCUCCUCUGGGACUUGAACACGGACAACUUCACGUUUGACACCAAUACCAAGACCACAGCGUGCACUCGACGAGGCAUUCUAUCCAUGCUUAACAGCAUCUACGAUCCACUAGGUUUUGCUGCCCCUAUCACAAUCCGUGGAAAGGUCUUGAUGCGAGAUUUGACGAAGGGAUAUGGAUGGGAUGAUUCUCUUCCGGAGGACGCCGUUGUGAAAUGGAACGCCUUUGAAAUGUCUAUCGCCAUGCUUCGUGAACUAUUGAUCCCACGCAUGAUUGUCCCAGUCUCCUUAAGUAGAGGACAUGGAACCGAGCUUCAUGUCUUCUGUGACGCUUCUGAACAAGCCGUGUGUGCCGUGGCUUAUCUGAGAACAUUGGACCAACAAGCUAACCAACAUAUGGGAUUUGUUCUAGGAAAGGCAAAGGUGGCCCCCACACAUGGCCACACAAUACCAAGGUUGGAGUUGUGUGCUGCCUUGCUUGGAACUGAAAUAGCAAAGAUGGUUGAGAAGGAACUAAGUGUAGACCUGAAGUCCACAAAGUUCUACACCGACAGCAAGGUGGUAUUGGGAUACCUUAACAACAAAAAGAAAAGAUUUUACCAGUAUGUGAGCAAUCGAGUACAGAGGAUUCUGGAUGCCUCCACCAGCGAGCAGUGGUUCUAUAUUGCCUCUCAAAACAAUCCUGCAGAUUGUGGCACGAGAGGUUUGAUGACUGCAGAGGAAGUGAAAGAAAAAUGGCUCACUGGUCCCAGGAGGACGGUUGGAUCGAGGUUGUUUGCCAUUCAAAGAAGCACAUCCUAUCAUCAUACCAAGGAGAGCUCAUAUUGCGGAUUUGUUGGUACGACACUUCCAUGA